This is a messenger RNA of Colletotrichum higginsianum IMI 349063, 813 nucleotides long. Its product is annotated as Short-chain dehydrogenase. The transcript is spliced from 5 exons. The record is from RefSeq and is a predicted model, not a curated record. Bases 1 to 813 code for a protein of 270 amino acids. Lineage: Eukaryota; Fungi; Ascomycota; Sordariomycetes; Glomerellales; Glomerellaceae. Gene Ontology annotation, molecular function: oxidoreductase activity, acting on the CH-OH group of donors, NAD or NADP as acceptor.
AUGCCUUCUUACCUCGUAACUGGUGUGAACCGUGGCAUUGGUUGGGCGUUCCUCCGCAAGAUCUCGGAUGACCCCAACAAUACCAUCAUCGGCACCGUCCGCGACAAGGCAUCCGUCGAGAAGAAGAUUGCCGACGAGCUUGGGAGCCGGUCCAACAUUCACAUUGUCGAGGUCGAAAUGGCAAGCUACGACAGCAUCAAGAAAUCCGUCGAUAUUGUGUCACAGAUCACCGGCGGCAAGCUCGACUACAUCAUCGCUAAUGCAGCCUACAUCUCAGACUGGCAGGCCUUCGAGCCCAUUGGAAAACUGGGAGAGAACCCCACAAAGCUCGAGGACGACCUCUUGCAGUCUUUCAAGGUCAACGUCGUCGGUAUCGUCCACCUUUUUAACCUUUAUACCCCGCUUGUCCUCCAGGGUGACGUCAAGAAGGUCAUCACCCUCAGCUCGGGCAUGGCGGACAUCGACUUGAUCAACCAGUACCGGCUCUACAACAGCGCCCCCUAUUCCAUCAGCAAGGGAGCCGUGAACAUCGCCGUCAGCAAGUUCCACGCCCAGUACGCCGCGGACGGGGUGCUGUUCAUGGGCAUCUGUCCCGGGAUGGUCGAAACGGGGCACAACAGCAACUUGCAGCCAGACCAGUUGGAGGGUGCUCAGAAGGUAGCUGCGAUUUUCAAUGAGUAUGCGCCCGGUGCAGGCUCCCGGGCUCCGGAGGACUCCGUCAACGACGUUAUGAAGGUCAUCUACGAAUCAAGCCUCGAGAACGGUCGUGGAGGUGCCUACAUUUCUCACCUGGGCUCUAAGAGAUGGCUGUGA